AUGCCCCGUUCCCUGGAAGGCAAGCUCGGAAUCGUGACCGGCGCCUCUCGAGACCCCGCGGAGCAGCUGGCCGCGGACCUCCAGACCAAGCACAGCAUCCAGACCCUCGCUGUUCAGGCCGAUAUGGGCACACCCGAGGGCCCCAAGUCUCUCGUCGCGACCGCUAAAUCCCACUUCGAGAAGCUCAACGGCAAAUUCCAGAUCGAUGUGCUCAUCAACAACGCUGGCGUCGCCCACAACAACCUGUUGCCGGCCGUGACGGUCGAGCAGUUCGACAUCUCCUACCGUGUAAACGUCCUCGGCCCGCUCCUCCUCGUCCAGGCCGUCCAGCCCUACCUCCCUACCGACCGCAGCGGCCGUAUCGUCAACAUGUCAUCCGUCAGCUCAUCGACCGGUUUCCCCGAGCAGAGCGUCUACGGCGGCACAAAGGCCGCGCUCGAGGCCAUGACGCGCACCUGGGCCCGCGAGCUCAGCGAGAACGCCACCGUCAACGCCAUCAACCCGGGCCCCGUGCUGACCGAGAUGUACGCGGGUAACACGCCCGAGUUCAAGCGCUUCAUCAAGGGCUUCAUCGAGCACGCGCCGCUGAUGAAGGCACGCAAGGGCAUUGACUCGGAUGAGCUCGUCAAGGCAGCCGAGGAGGAGGGCGGCCGGCCGGCGUAUGUCGGAGAGAUUGCCGGGAUCGUGGGCAUGCUCGUCUCGCCCGAGUCGGCGUGGUGUACGGGACAGGUUGUGUGUGCCAACGGCGGUAUGUUGUUUGGCAUGCAGUAA
Molecule: messenger RNA, 771 nt
Organism: Colletotrichum spaethianum
Lineage: Eukaryota; Fungi; Ascomycota; Sordariomycetes; Glomerellales; Glomerellaceae
Product: L-xylo-3-hexulose reductase
Exons: 2
Coding region: 1-771 (256 amino acids)
Molecular function (GO): oxidoreductase activity, acting on the CH-OH group of donors, NAD or NADP as acceptor
Source: RefSeq, a predicted model, not a curated record